Molecule: messenger RNA, 2922 nt
Organism: Schistocerca cancellata (South American locust)
Lineage: Eukaryota; Metazoa; Arthropoda; Insecta; Orthoptera; Acrididae
Exons: 6
Coding region: 1-2922 (973 amino acids)
Biological process (GO): transmembrane transport
Cellular component (GO): membrane
Molecular function (GO): transmembrane transporter activity
Source: RefSeq, a predicted model, not a curated record
AUGGACCUAGUACCAAUACCCUCUCCUCCAGAUUCUUUGGAUGAUAUAGAUGAUCACGAGCCAUUGGCUCAGCAAGCGACACUGAUCUACGCGUCGUACGGGUCGUUCAUGGGAUGGCCCGCGCCGACCCUGCUCAUCCUCGAGUCUGAGGACUCGCCCGUCCCGUUGACGGCCGACGAGGGCUCGUGGCUGGCGUCCAUCAACUCGCUCACCAUGCUGGUCGGCAUAUUCGCCGCCGGGUUCGCCGUGGACCGCGUGGGCCGGAAGAAGCUGCUGCUGGCCGGCGCCGUGCCCCUCCUCGUCUGGUGGCUGAUGGUCGCCUUCGCCGACUCCUUCGGCAUGCUGCUAGCCGCCAGGUCAAUCGGCAGCCUCAGUGGCGGACUCAUCAACACCGUGAUGCCCAUGUACCUGUCUGAAAUUGCCGACGCCGACAUACGGGGCACAAUCAUAACUGUUCACAAUGUGCUGACGGAUACUGGCAGUUUGUUGAUCUACUGCCUCGGCCCUUACCUAUCUAUUACGAAUGCCGCUGCUAUUUGUGCAACCUUACCCGUUAUUUUUUUCAUCACCUUUGUAUGGAUGCCCGAAUCACCGUACUUCCUCUUAAUGCGACGCACGGAACAAGACGCCGUCAAUACACUUCAGAAGAUAAAGGGAAAUCUCAGCCCCGAGGAGCUAAAGGCGGAACUGGACAUGAUGCAUGACAGCAUACGGCGGAAGCAAGAAACGAAAGGAAAGCUUAAAGACCUGCUGACCAUACCAGUGCAUCGUCGGACACUGCUCGUAACGUUAGGUUUCAUUAUACUGCAAAUGUCCACCGGCGCUAUAGCGCUGUCGACUUACACGAACACAAUAUACAAAAUGAGCGGCAGUGAACUCGAUCCGAACUUGUCCUCUAUUAUGCAGAUCUCUGUCCAGCUCUUGUCGAGCGUCGGGGCGUCAUUAGUGAUUGACAGGUUCGGUCGGAAGACGCUCGUCAUGGUGUCUCUGGUAACCUGCGGCGUCUGCCUCGCUGUUGAGGGCGCCUACUUCUACGUCAACGACGUCCGAGGAGACGUCCCUUCCGCCUUCGCCUGGGUGCCACUCGCUGCCAUGAUUGGCUUCAAUGUCUCCUUCAGUUUCGGCGCAGGUUCAGUCCUCUACCCGAUAAUAGGCGAGAUAUACCACGUCUCUGUGAAGGGCGCCGCCACACCCAUCAACACGACAGUGAUAGCGCUGUACGGCUUCUUCCUGAAGAAGAUGUUCCAGGUGGUGUCGGACAGCGUGGGCGCCUAUUGGUCCUUCUGGGCCUUCUCCGUGCUGUGUGUGUGCGGCGCUGUGUACACCUACUUCCUGCUGCCCGAGACCAAGGGCAAGACGUUCGCGCAGAUCAACCAGGAGAUGGACGCUCGAUUCGGCGGAAGUAGUCGACAACUCACUGCUGAUCUCGGAAAUGAGGAACCUGAGUACUCAAGACGGAGUGAAGAUGAUGUGCUCUGGAACGUCAUCGGAGACGAUGGAGAAAGAGAAAAUGAAUUUAUUUCUGAUGUAGACUUCUCCGAGGAUACAACGUCGCUGGCAUACGCCUCCCACGGGUCCUUCUCGGGCUGGUCCGGUACGACUGUUCCAAUCCUUCAGUCCGAGGAUUCGCCAAUUCCACUCACCGCAGACGAGGGCUCGUGGCUCGCGUCCGUCAACUCGCUGACCAUGCCGGUGUCCAUAUUCGCCACCGGCUACCUCGUCGACGUGCUGGGGCGGAAGAAACUGCUGCUACUCAGCGCUGUCCCGCUCCUCGCCUGGUGGCUGAUGGUCGCUUUUGCAGACUCCUUCGGGAUGCUGCUCGCCGGCAGAAUCGUCGGGAGCCUGGGCGGCGGUAUCGUCCUCACGGUGAUACCCAUGUACCUCGGCGAGAUCGCCGACACCGACAUACGGGGCACGUCGGUAGCAAUCCACUCAGUGCUGCUGCAGGGCGGUAGUCUCUUCAGUUACUGCAUAGGGCCCUACGUGUCUGUUACGACCGCAGCCAUUAUCUGCUGUUCUCUUCCCAUCUUUUUCGUCAUCACCUUCAUCUGGAUGCCAGAAUCUCCGUAUUUCUUCCUGAUUCGCAACAGGGAACAAGAAGCGGUAAAGUCCCUCACAAGACUGAAGGGACAACUAGAUCCACAGGAGCUGGACUCAGAACUGGUGGAAAUGCGCAAGACCCUACGUCGCAAGCAAGAAACUAAAGGGAAGCUGAAAGACGUGUUGGUCGUACCUGUGCAUCGCAGAACGUUACUUUUAAUGGUAGGUUUCAUUGUCUUGCGCAUGUCCAGUGGAUCGGUGGCGUUUUCGGCCUAUACGACGCAAAUAUUUGAGAGAAGCGGAAGCGGCCUCGACGCCGACAUAUCUUCCAUCGUUCUCGUGUCCGUCCAGUUGCUGGCGAGCCUGGGGGCGUCGCUCAUUAUCGACCGCAUUGGCCGCCGGACGCUCUGCAUUGUGUCGUUUGUGCUGUGCUCCGUCUGCCUGGCCGCCGAGGGGGCCUACUUCUACCUGGACGAGUCGCAGGGCGACGUGGACGCCGCGCUGGACUGGGUGCCGCUCGCCGCGAUGAUUGGCUACCACUUUUCCUACGAUAUUGGCGCUGGAGCGGUGCUGUAUCCGUUAAUCGGAGAGAUAUACCAUUUGUCCGUCAAAGCAGUGGCCACGUCCAUCAACACCACCAUCGUGUCACUGUACGGCUUCUUCCUGAAGAAGAUGUUUCAGGUGGUGUCGGACAGCGUGGGCGCCUAUUGGUCCUUCUGGGGCUUCGCCGUGCUCAACCUGUGCGCUACACUUUACACGUAUUUUCUGAUGCCUGAGACCAAAGGCAAAACUUUCGCACAGAUUAAUGAAGAAAUGGACGCUCGUGUCAACAGGCGAACUGCCAAAGUUCCCACUCAUACUGAGAAGUCAGCUCUCGGAUAA